This is a messenger RNA of Capsicum annuum, 1929 nucleotides long. RefSeq names its product protein GRAVITROPIC IN THE LIGHT 1. The transcript is spliced from 3 exons. Lineage: Eukaryota; Viridiplantae; Streptophyta; Magnoliopsida; Solanales; Solanaceae. The coding region runs from base 417 to 1685 and encodes 422 amino acids. The record is from RefSeq and is a predicted model, not a curated record. Gene Ontology annotation, biological process: negative gravitropism; response to red or far red light.
UAUAAAUCAAUCUCACAAAUCCUACAUUUUAUUAGUACCUUGUAUAUUAAUUUACUCCACCUUUUUAUUACUUUUAACAACAAUAUUUUACUACUACAGUAAAAUAGCAAGUGGGGUUGGUGUCAAUCAAUCAUAGAAAGCACCAAACCCAACAGGCGUGCGAGCACCGAAAGAUUUUAAACAAAAGAAAAAGACAAAGCAAAGAGGAUGCUUCCCAAUGUUAAUGAGUUACUGUCGGAAAACACGACCACCGUCACACCUCUUUACUUCCGGUAAUAACUAACGGAUCUCCGAUCAGUGUUAAGGUUAUUAUGUAUGUUGGGCACCUUCAGUUGUUGAUGUGUAGUUUUCUUAGGUAAAUCACUACAAUCUUUUAGGGAGUGGGCUUUGACUGAUAAAUCUCGUUACAAGUAGCUAUGCAACCCACUGGUGCAAAAGAUACACAACUCCGUGAGAGCAACAGCCAGAAGGUCCAUCCACAACCUAUGGAGGAAGCCGCAAACCAAAAUCCUGAAGCAAUUGAUGCUAUGGUAUCGAGGAUUUUUUCAAAUAUCUCCUCCCUGAAGUCUGCCUACAUUCAACUACAAGCUGCUCAUACUCCUUAUGACCCUGAUAAAAUCCAAGCUGCCGAUAAACGUGUCAUUACGGAGCUGAAGAAUCUGUCUGAACUCAAGCACUACUACAGGGAGCAUAAUCCCAAACCUGUGUGUGUUUCACCUCAGGACUCUCGCUUGGCUGCAGAGAUCCAAGAACAGCAGAGUUUGUUGAAAACAUAUGAAGUUAUGGUGAAGAAGUUUCAGUCGGAGAUUCAGAACAAAGAUUCUGAGAUUCUUCAGCUGCAGCAGCAGAUGCUAGAGGCCGAUCAGAAGCGGAUCAAAUUGGAGAAAAACCUUAAGCUCAGGGGCUUGUCAGUGAAAGAACCAGAUAAUGCAGUUGAUGAGAAUGAGCAUUUCUCCGAGGGCGUAACUCCUGAGUUUUUCAGGUCAGCCGUGGAAGUUGCUUAUAGGGCCAUUCACGACUUUUCUAAGCCAUUGAUCAACAUGAUGAAAGCUGCUGGUUGGGAUCUUGAUGCUGCAGCAAACUCCAUAGAACCAGAUAUAGUUUAUGCAAAGAGAGCUCACAAGAAAUAUGCAUUUGAAUCACAUAUCUGCCGAAGAAUGUUUACUGGAUUUCAUAAUGAAUUGUUCUCUAUGAAACAUGAGAAUUCUGCUGUCACCAAGGAUAGUUUUUACCACCAGUAUCUUGCAUUACGGGAAAUGGAUCCACUAGAUGUUGUAGGCCAAAGUCCAGAUUCCCUUUUUGGUAACUUUUGCCGGACUAAAUACUUGGCGGUGGUUCAUUCAAUGAUGGAGUCUGCCUUUUUUGGGAACUUGGAUCAGCGAAACUUUAUUAUGAGUGGUGGACACCCAAGAACAGCUUUCUAUCAGGCUUUUCUGAAACUAGCCAAGUCAAUUUGGCUUUUGCAUAAGUUGGCAUAUUCAUUUGAUCCUCCAGUUAGGGUUUUUCAAGUCAAUAGGGGAACCGACUUCUCCGAAGUUUAUAUGGCAAGCGUUCUGGAAAAUUUUACUGUAGAUGAAAACGAGGAGAAGCCUAAGGUUGGUCUGAUGGUAAUGCCUGGUUUCUAUGUCGGGGGCACUGCGAUUAAGUGCCAAGUCUACCUAACUGGCGUGAAGGUUACCGAUUGAUAUUAUGUAUAUCGUGUUUUCUGCUUUAUCAUGCCGUAUGUUUUAGCAGGUGUGUUUCUUGUUCCAUGCCGGUCGGUCUGUUGUAAAAUGUGUCUUCAGAUAGAUAUUUUAAAGAUUGUAAGUUAAGAACUUUCAUCUGUUCAAGAAAAUGAUUUUGGGAAGUAGGUGGUCUGUAUGUCAACUAUAAGUUUUCUCCCAAGCUUUUUGCCUUUAUCAAUGAAAAAAACUUCAUUUUGGUUCCAAA